UAGCUUCUUGAAUUGGGUUAGUAAGCUGGAGCCUGUCCUUUACUGCUGCCUGUGACUCUUGGGGAAAUUAUGUCAGCUUAGUUGGGUAAAGAACACAGAUGAGAGCUUGCAUUCCCAGCUAGAAAGGCCGCCACAUCUCCCCUAGCGGUUUCCCUCUGCUCUCUCUUUCUCAGUGUGAGUCUGGCCUAAUCAAAGACUGAGGUUAUGAAGUCCAUCCUAGAUGGCCUUGCUGAUACCACCUUCCGCACCAUCACCACAGAUCUCCUCUAUAUGGGUUCCAAUGACAUUCAGUACGGAGACAUCAAAGGUGACAUGGCAUCCAAACUAGGAUACUUCCCACAGAAAUUCCCUUUAACAUCCUUCAGGGGCAGUCCCUUCCAAGAAAAGAUGACUGCAGGCGACAACCCCCAGCUGGUCCCAGACCCAGCAAACCUCACAGAAUUCUACAACAAGUCUCUCUCGUCAUACAAGGAGAAUGAGGAGAACAUCCAGUGUGGGGAGAACUUCAUGGACAUGGAGUGCUUCAUGAUUCUGAACCCCAGCCAGCAGCUGGCCAUCGCUGUGCUGUCCCUCACACUGGGCACCUUCACGGUCCUGGAGAACCUGCUGGUGCUCUGUGUCAUCCUGCACUCACGCAGCCUCCGCUGCCGGCCUUCCUACCACUUCAUUGGCAGCCUGGCAGUGGCUGACCUCCUGGGCAGCGUCAUUUUUGUCUACAGCUUUGUCGACUUCCAUGUGUUCCACCGUAAGGAUAGCCCCAAUGUGUUUCUGUUCAAACUGGGUGGCGUCACGGCCUCCUUCACGGCCUCCGUAGGCAGCCUGUUCCUCACAGCCAUCGACAGGUACAUAUCUAUUCACAGGCCCCUGGCCUAUAAGAGGAUCGUCACCAGGCCCAAGGCCGUGGUGGCCUUUUGCCUGAUGUGGACCAUCGCAAUUGUCAUUGCUGUGCUGCCACUCCUCGGCUGGAACUGCAAGAAGCUUCAGUCUGUGUGCUCUGACAUCUUCCCACUCAUUGACGAGACCUAUCUAAUGUUCUGGAUCGGGGUCACCAGCGUGCUGCUGCUGUUCAUUGUGUAUGCCUAUAUGUUCAUCCUCUGGAAAGCUCACAGCCACGCCGUCCGCAUGAUUCAGCGUGGAACCCAGAAGAGCAUCAUCAUUCACACGUCCGAGGAUGGCAAGGUACAGGUGACCCGCCCUGACCAGGCCCGCAUGGACAUUAGGCUAGCCAAAACUCUGGUCCUGAUCCUGGUGGUUUUGAUAAUCUGCUGGGGCCCUCUGCUUGCGAUCAUGGUAUAUGAUGUCUUUGGGAAGAUGAACAAGCUCAUUAAGACAGUGUUUGCCUUCUGCAGUAUGCUCUGCCUCCUGAACUCCACCGUGAACCCCAUCAUCUAUGCUCUGAGGAGCAAGGACCUGAGACAUGCUUUCCGCAGUAUGUUUCCCUCAUGCGAAGGCACAGCACAGCCGCUGGAUAACAGCAUGGGGGACUCGGACUGCCUGCACAAGCAUGCCAACAAUACAGCUAGCAUGCACAGGGCUGCAGAAAGCUGCAUCAAGAGCACAGUCAAGAUCGCCAAGGUGACUAUGUCUGUGUCCACAGACACGUCUGCUGAGGCCCUGUGAGCCUACUGCAUCCCUAGCGGCAUGGGAAAAGAAGUUCAUUUUCUUUUAACUCAAAAUUUAGAAGAGUGUUGUCUCAUUGGUUAUAUUUUUUUAAUUUUGCCAUGUUCAGUAAAAAGGUGACUUGUCACCAUGCUCAUUUAUUAGUUUGCUGACAUCUCAAUAGAUUAGGUACUUAAACUCCAUUCUCCAGGGUUUACAGUGGAGAAAGCCUUUUGCUUUAGUUACUGAAUGGUCCUUCAGAGUCUCAAUGAAAUAGGAGGGAAGGCUUUGAAGUCUAAGUACCCAUAGAAAAAUGUCAUCACAUGAGUAAUGCCUUUGUAACCACAACUUUUGUGAUAUGUCUGUUUAUAGUGUCAGAGAUGUUCAUUUUCACAAUACUUAUAGUACUAGAGAUAUUUUGUAAAAUGUAUUGUGUGUUGUGACCUGUGUAUCAGUGUUCACUAAGUGUUAAUUUUGUCUAGCUUAGCAAAACCAAAAGGUAGACUUUCAUGAGACCAAUAGAGAACAGGACUGGAUCCAUGGCAAUGAGAUCACUUUCUAAGAACAUUAUUGUCCAUGUUGACAUUUUACAAACCUCUUAGUAUUUCUUCAGAUAUCUCUAAUGUUGACAUUGGAAUAACCAUAAAGGUUUAUUUUCCUGUUAACACACAAAAAAAGUUUGAAGACUAUCCAAAGUAUUGAGCAGGAUUGAUUAACACUUAAAAAUUUGCUAGCCUCCAUUUUUGUAGGACAUUUGUUCUGGACUAUAGCUGUUAGGUUGGGUAACAGAUUAUAAUCAGAAUGGAGAUGAGAAAGCAUCUUGACUUUUUUGAUUGGCAUCUCUGACUUUCUUUGGUUGUUAUCUAGUACCAGACCUCCAAAGACAGCAUGUGUCAACGUCAUGUACGUUGUUAUCUCUGUGCAGUUGCUGAUAACUUGAAGAGUCUCACAUUCCUAUGUUCCAGAUGUGAGUAGACUUCAUGCCUCAGUGGCCAAAUAGUCAUAUCAUUUGUGUUUUAAUCAAAAAGAAGUCUGGAUCAUAAGUGUACUAUGUGUGGGUGUGAAUGUAAAUGUACUUAUGUGCGUGUUUCUACCUUGUAACUGUUAUAGCAAUGUCAUAACGUGAGAAAAUUGUGACCAAGUAUGAACUGUGCCAGCUGCUGCACUCUUGCACAUGAAUUGUUGCUAAAACUUAGUUCUUCCCGAAAUGUUGCUGAUAAAAGUUAUGACUAAAACCAUUAAGAAAAAAUCAGCUUACCUAAGAGAUUGGAUCAGGUAUUGCUAAUGCUCAUUCAUUGUGAUAUAAGGCCAGUGUGUAGAAGAAAAUAUCAGUCCAGGUGCAGAAACAAAGGCUUGUGUGAGGGUUUGUGAGCACCUGUUAGUCAUCACAUUCAUGGACAUAGAAAUCAUCAAAAGCAAGGUGGGUCUAAAAGCCCCUUAGGUUUUUCAGUGGUGCAUUUAAGAUGUGUGGUCCUAGUUUCCAUAGUACACUAUACAGAGCAUGCUAAAGUAGGACUACUAAGUCCAGGUUAGGUGGUUACAGAGACUGAAUAUGACAGUGGGCAAGACAGAAGGUGAAAAGCUAGUGAACGCCCAGUGCCUGGUUUUGUACAGGUAAGUUUAGGUUAAGGAAUAAACUUCGCCUUCACUCAGUGGUAGAAAAUAUGCCACAGCAUAAAGGUGAUGCUCUUGGCUUGCGUGCUUCUGACUUUCUGCUGCAUGGUCCAGAAUGUUGCCAUGGUGCUCAGAAUGGGGCCCUUUCCAGUAAGAAAACGUACUGCUUAAAAAGCCACUCAACCCUCACAAGUUUUACUUAUAGACACUCCUCCUUAUACAGAUAAAGCAUGAGCCUCUUUCUGGUGGAUUAGGAAGCCUUCAUAGAGGAGAGAAGAGUAUUGACAAAAACAUCAUCAAGGUCUAAUUUCUGACUAGGAGUUACUAGUCUUGCCCUGCAUCAUUGAAUAUGAAUUUGCAUGCCUCUGCCAGACAGUACCAUUCUCUUCUCACAGCUAUGAAGACCUGAUGGGGAUGAAAUUCUCAGUAUAAGGAUUUUUAAAAACCCAGGAUUCGCUUUUGAAGCUGCAUUUGUGCGAAUGCCGUGUAAAUUUAACUGUGUCUUGUACCUUUAGGAACUAAAUCAUAUAUAACAAAUUAAGGGACAAUGGGGCUGAUAGCACUACAUUGGUGCUUCUUGAUAUUCUAAGAAAUAUCUUGUGAAAUAUCAUCCUGUGUGUAUUCUACUACACUCAUUUUUAAAGGGUUUAAAUUUAGUUGGAUUAAUUCUGGCAUUCUCAUAACAUUUCCUAACUCUAGUGACCAAAAUAUUCUCCCUGGUGAAUAUAUUCACUAGGAUUAGUGUUCAUUUGUUGUUGCUCAUCAACCAGUCCCUUCACUGGCUCCAUUAGUUUAAAUAUUACUUAACUUUAAGCAUUUGUAAGCUCUAUCUACUUCCCUGUGAGGAUGACAUAUCUGUCCUGAGCAUGUUCUCAACCAUCAUGUGUCUUCAGAUAAGGCUGGUUCCCAACCCACUUCACUUCAGAUUCAUCCUACACCAAAAGCAUCAUGUAGACCAGUGAGGCUGUCUCCAAGCACCUCAGAUUGUUUACUCCCUAUUAAAUAUCUAUUAGAGAAACACAGAUUAGGGAGGCUCCACAAACAUAUGCCUAUGUCUAAAAGGGUUCCCCGGUUUCCAGCACUUUGAGCCAGGUCUAGCUGCAAUCAUUUUGGAAGGAUUUUGGGAACCUCAACUUACUCUACAGGAGUAUACCCAACCACAUAUGAGAACCAAGUCUUCGAUUAGUAGCACUCUAGUUACUAUCCCAUUGAGUAAUUUCUGCCAUUCCACAUCCAUAAAGGAGACCACUGCUAUCAUGCACAAAAUUAGAUUUCUCAUACUAUGUAUAUUUGUAUGAUAUUUAAAAUCUAAGUGGCUGUUCACAAUUGUCCUGCACUGGCCUUCUGGUGAGAUGCUAACAUGCCUAUUGUAAUAUAGACAAAACAUUCUAGCUACUGAUGUGGACUGAAUGUAUGUAAAUAGGUUUUAAAAACAAGCCAGAUGUUUAAGCAGUAGUUUACAAAUCAAUGAUUUUCAUCUAGGAGAGUUUCCAUUGUUGUGGCAUUCUAAAAGCUCUCUUCAUGUAAACUUACUGGACUAUGGGGUCCUGGGGGUCAAGUCCCCAAAAAAGGAAACUUCUUUUGUAAUAAAUAUUAAGAUACCAGAUUAUCUGGAUUCUUAUUUUCAGUGUUUCAAGUGGAAAACAAAACUCUUUAUUGUCUAUAAAUCUAAUAUAUUGCUUUUCCUUCCUCUUAGGAGAAUAUUGUAUUGUUAGAUGUUUGUUGAGCUGAUGACAUUCUUACAACUGCUGUAAUAUCUGUUAGUAAUCUGUAUAAUACUCUGUAAAAGUACUGCGAAGAUUGUUAUUAAAUGUAGCUUCAGUCAUUAAAUUACUAUAGAAAGUAGUACUUCAGUAAUAUUAUGGUGUAUCAAGCUCAUUGUAUAUUUAUUUCAUUGAUGUAAUUUAACUUAUUUAUUUGAGAGAAAACAUCUCAUCAUGUUUGUUGUCCAAAGUUACCUGGAAUCAAAUAAAAAUUCUAAGUUAUCAUGAAAAACAUAAA
Molecule: messenger RNA, 5214 nt
Organism: Jaculus jaculus (lesser Egyptian jerboa)
Lineage: Eukaryota; Metazoa; Chordata; Mammalia; Rodentia; Dipodidae
Gene: Cnr1
Product: cannabinoid receptor 1
Exons: 2
Coding region: 205-1620 (471 amino acids)
Biological process (GO): G protein-coupled receptor signaling pathway
Cellular component (GO): membrane
Molecular function (GO): cannabinoid receptor activity
Source: RefSeq, a predicted model, not a curated record